Messenger RNA from Salvia miltiorrhiza (redroot sage), 1506 nucleotides. RefSeq names its product chalcone synthase-like. The record is from RefSeq and is a predicted model, not a curated record. Gene Ontology annotation, molecular function: acyltransferase activity, transferring groups other than amino-acyl groups. Gene Ontology annotation, biological process: polyketide biosynthetic process. NCBI's taxonomy places the organism in Eukaryota, Viridiplantae, Streptophyta, Magnoliopsida, Lamiales, Lamiaceae. Bases 116 to 1294 code for a protein of 392 amino acids. The transcript has 2 exons.
UAGACGAGGCUAGCUAGCUAUUGUCUCUUAUAUAUAACCCCCAAUGCCCGCAUAACAUUUUACAACAAACACAACACUGUCUCCAAAGCAAGCAACAAUUUUUCCGGCGAUAAAAAUGGCAAGCGUGGAGGAGAUCCGCCGUGCUCGACGGGCCGAGGGUCCGGCCACCGUGUUGGCGAUCGGCACCGCCACGCCGCCGAACUGUGUCGAGCAGAGCUCGUUUCCCGAUUACUAUUUCCGUGUUACAAACAGUGAGCAUAAGACCGAACUCAAAGAGAAAUUCAUGCGCAUUUGCGAGAAUUCGAUGAUCAAGAAACGCUACAUGCACCUAACGGAGGAUCUCCUCAAGGAAAACCCGAACAUCGCCGCCUACUCCGCGCCGUCACUGAGCGUGCGGCAGGAGAUGGUGGAGGUGGAGGUGCCGAAGCUGGGGCAGGAAGCGGCGGAGAAGGCGAUCAAGGAAUGGGGGCAGCCCAAGUCCAAAAUCACUCACCUCAUCUUCUGCACCAGCUCCGUCUCCCUAGACCUGCCCGGCGGGGACUACCGCCUCGCCAGCCUCCUCGGCCUACACCCCUCCGUCAUCCGCACCAUGAUGUGCCAGCACGGCUGCUACGGCGGCGCCGCCGCCCUCCGCCUGGCCAAGGACAUGGCCGAGAACAAUGCCGCCGCCCGGGUUCUAGUCGUCUGCUGCGAGAUCACCGCCAUCUGCUUCCGUGGCCCGAGCGAGGCCCACGUCGGGGACCUCGUCGGACAGGCUCUGUUCGCCGACGGCGCCGCCGCCGUGAUUGUCGGCGCCGACCCACCGCCGGCGGCGGAGAGGCCGCUCUUCCAAAUCAUAUCGGCGGCGCAGGCGACGAUCCCGGGAAGCGACGACCGCGUCCGCGGCCGUAUGCGGGAGGCCGGGCUUCUUAUCGAUCUCGUCAGAGAUCUACCGGACCUGGUCUCCGACAACGUCGGGGCGAGUUUGGAGCGGGCUUUCGGGCCGUGGGGGAUCUCGGAAUGGAACUCGAUAUUCUGGGUUUUGCAUCCUGGUGGGCCCGCGAUACUGGAUCAGGUGGAGGCGAAGGUUGGCCUGAAGCCCGAGAAGCUGCGGCGGUCGCGCCGCGUGUUGAGUGAGUAUGGAAAUAUGUGGAGCCCCUCCGUGCUGUUUGUCUUGGAUGAGAUGAGGAAGUUCUCCGCCGAGGAGGGGAGGAGCACCACCGGCGAGGGGCUGGAGUGGGGGGUGCUGUUUGGGUUCGGGCCGGGCCUCACGGUGGAGACGGUGGUGCUGCGCAGCAUGCCGGUUGAUUUAUAAAGAGUGAAAACACACACACCCCUGCCUCAUGCAUUGACUCGAACUUCCUACUUAUUGGUUAAUGUCGUCUAUAUUAUAUUUAAUUACUUUAAGGCACGUUUGUUUGAUAGUAUAAUAAAAGACUUGAUAUGUUUGAGUGUGAAUGUUUGGUUAUAUGUAUUAAAUUAUCUAUUUUAUAAAUAAAUUAUGGCAGGAAUUAAAGUGGAAUUUUG